Molecule: messenger RNA, 3378 nt
Organism: Glarea lozoyensis ATCC 20868
Lineage: Eukaryota; Fungi; Ascomycota; Leotiomycetes; Helotiales; Helotiaceae
Product: HIT/MYND zinc finger-like protein
Exons: 3
Coding region: 1-3378 (1125 amino acids)
Source: RefSeq, a predicted model, not a curated record
AUGUCUACAAUUGUCGCCCGCAGUGUCUUGCUAGAGCAAUUACAGCCGUCAAUAUGUUUACUUCGUUUGCUUGCUGAGCGGCCGGCCAAUCUCGAUGAGCUGGUUGCUAAUAACAAGAAAACCUCUUCCGAGACAAGUAGCUCCAGCGACGCUGAGAGUGGAGAAGAUGACCUCGUAGAGGGCGUGGACGAUGUCGAGAAUAUCAGCUCUGAGGAAGUGGAGAAGCGAGACCUCCAAGAAUUGAGGAACAAAGUCCUCGACCGGCUGGCAGAAAUACUAGCAAGAUACAAGUCAGAUCGCACAGUCAAAAAAGCUCGCGUCCUCGACCCAAACCACGUGUCUAGUACGAUGAUGAUAAUGGACGAAGAAAAUAGCAAGGUCAUUAUUCUUUGUGCAAAGAAUGAAGGGUUGAAUCAGAAUAAUUCGACAGACGACACAGAUUUUCUGAGUUCUUGGAAGGCGUACAUGGAACGCAUAUCAAGUGGAGGGACUGCGGCUGGGAAUGAUAGAAUCUAUAUGCUCGACAUUAUCUUGAGUUAUCAGCACCCGCGGGUUACGUAUUAUCUAAACAAACUUAGGAAAGCGCUGAAAUUCGAAAAGCCGAUAACUUAUACAAUUCAAGAUACGCGACUCAGAUUGUCAAGGGAGUGGCUUCAAAGACUACCAAUCUUCCCCACUCGCAGUUGGAUCGACGACAACGGGAACGAAUUUCAAUUUUCUUCCGCGCCAUUUAAUGAAGCCAAAAACAUUUCCAAGGCUGCUUUGUCGGCUCAAAGUCUAAGGCAAAUCGACGACGAGGUCGACAACACUUUUAAACUCAUCGAUCAGAUUGUUUCUUUGAAUGAAAAAGAGGACUGUCGGGAUCUCCUCAAGCAGCUCUUACCCUCCUUGUUUUCUAUCUGGCGAUCUCCUAGGUUUCAAGCGUCGAUCAAAGCACAUCUAAAAGUCCGCCUUCAAGACUCACAAAAUUCGGAAAGGAGGCAAAAUGAAGCAUUUACAGCUCUAAAAUUCCUCUGUCGUAUUUAUUACAGUGUGGACGUAUUUACUGAAGCCGCUGAGACAAUGCCUAUUUUCAAGUCCGUGGAGUGUAUCCCAAUACCUCUUCCGCCAGCGAACCACACCAAGGGAGUGCAAAAUUCCGUAAGAACACAGCCUACACCACUCGAAGUAGCCGAGAACCUUGGAUUAUAUGUAAAUGGAGUUGGCUGGCUUCGACAUCUCGAAAAAAAUGUUAUCGAAGACAACAUUCGCAAACUCAGGGGAGAUAAAUGUCACGUUCACGCUGAAAUUCAGCUACUAUCCUGUCAUGCUCAAUUCCUCGAUUCGUCAAGUGGAGAUCGAAAGGUUCAUCCCUACAUCGGUUGUAGCAAGCUUUGUUGUUUACUCUGUUGGCUAUUGAUUCGGAUUCAUGGCGCUUACAGCGUUCGAGGAACCCACGAAGCCAUAAUGCAUAGGUGGACAAUCCCAGCGAUUCUUCUGGUAGAACCCUACAUCGUUGAGCAUCAACCAAUUUUGCUUGAAUUUCUCGCUCAUAUCAAAAUGUUACUGCAGAGCUUUUUGAAUCAGUCAUAUCCUUUCAGACAUCCUGGUCUCCUUGCCCAAUCAUCCGCUGCCCUUUCCACCACGGUGACCGUACUGGACAGAGAAAAAGCCCGGAUGGAAAAGUCACAGCUCAAAAUCAGACAACAAAUGAUGAUGCCUUCGGUGUUUAACGACGGCCUUCUUACAGUUGACCGCUAUGAUAAGCCAGGGUUUGUCACUAUCAUGGGAGGUUCACUCACCAAGCCGCAGGAAAUGUCGUUCGAGAAGGCAGAAAUAUACAAGGAAAAUCAUAUUCGGGUCAAGUUUGGUAUGGAGAGAAGCGAUAAGAUGCCACGAAAGCGAGGCAAAUCUAGCAAAUCAUGCCGUCUUUGCCGCAAAACAUCAAACCUUCGCUGUACCCUAUGCCGAACUACUUAUUGCUCGAGAUCAUGCCAGAAGAGUCAUUGGAGCCAGCACGUUUUUGUUUGCAGGCAGACAAAACGGCCAGCCGAGGUUGACUAUUUGAAAAUUUAUGUUAGAAAAUGGAUUCAUGCCAAGGGAGACGAGCGGAGGCAAGCUCAGACGAUUUCUGAACUAUACUCUGACGAUGAUCUUUGUAAGACGUUCGGAUUCAAUAAUUGCAUGGAGCGCGAUGAUGUUGCCAAACUUCUUUGCUUUUACUCCCACAUGAUAUCCAAAAUGGGUAUAAAGGGGUUGCAGGUGGGAGUAGACGAAGAGCUCGGUAAUUGUCUGGAAGUUAUGGCACAGCUAAUACAAUACGAGAGGAAGGAUAGUUAUCACGACUGCCCUUGCUUCGCUUGGUUCCUUCAUCGGCGGUCGUUCAUUGACUGCACAAUACCAAAUUGGGCGGGCGACUUUGCGUACCAAACAGCUGCAUUGCGACGUUUAGAGGAUACCUUCGUAGUAGAAGAACUAUGCGAUGAAGAUCGCCCUCUUUCAAGGGCAGAAAGGGACGUGGCAAACUUGUACUUCAUGUUACUCCGAGACUUCAACAAUAUCCCCGAUCCUCUAAGUUCCAACUGGCUCAAAUUUGGUUUCUGCUUUUGUACCAACCGUGCUCAAUCGAUGGGUCUUGCAAAACUUUACAUUCGAUUAGCGGAGAGCGGAGCAUCGCUGGAACAGAUUGCAAAAGCUUAUGAUGAGAAAUCGCUUCCAACUCUGAUGAAACAAAGAGGUCUUGAUAUUUCAAGUUUCCAAGCAAAUAGCAUCGAGUUCCACCCACCAGACCUCGAAGAACUCGGUAUAUAUCGUCUCAUCUCCGAGGUCAACCACACGCUCUCAGGUCAUUAUUGCCUCUGUCGUGUUACCAAAGGAUAUUGCCAUCCAAAAUUUGAAACUCAUCUAAGUGUUGAGAGCGACGGAGACUACGGAUUUCAUGGCACCAACACGUGGGAACGGUGGCAACUGUUCAAUUUCUACAAACACGUGUUCCGUCAUCCAAAUUUUAAUGCGCGAAAAAUGCAAGAGGCGAAACGACACCCGGAUAAGGAUAAGAUUGUUCAAUACCUGGACUCGCUUGUUCCUAAUUUCAAAAAGAAGAUAAGUAAUUGGGUGCUUGGAGAUGCCAUGUUCCCGAAGCUGAAGGCCGGUGUCAGUUUCCCGAAUGGUCGUCCGCCGUGUUGGUGCGUUAUGCAUGAAACCAUACUUACUGAGGGUUUGAGUUCUUUUACUUUGGAGGAUAUAUCUCAAUUGAGUGCUUCGAUGCAGGGUGAUGAAGAGGAUGGGCUCGAAAAUGGGGUGAUAGAUGUAUUGGACGAUUAUGAUUGUCCGUGGCAGGUGCGUUAUAAGUAUAGAAGAGAGCAAGACGUUCCAAUGUGGAUGGUCACCGAGUUUUAA